Messenger RNA from Doryrhamphus excisus (bluestripe pipefish), 1862 nucleotides. Its product is annotated as neuronal acetylcholine receptor subunit alpha-10-like. Gene Ontology annotation, biological process: monoatomic ion transmembrane transport. The record is from RefSeq and is a predicted model, not a curated record. Gene Ontology annotation, cellular component: postsynaptic membrane. NCBI's taxonomy places the organism in Eukaryota, Metazoa, Chordata, Actinopteri, Syngnathiformes, Syngnathidae. Gene Ontology annotation, molecular function: acetylcholine-gated monoatomic cation-selective channel activity; transmembrane signaling receptor activity.
GAGCAGUUCAUCCCACCAACUCGCUUGUCAGCGCAGGAUGAAGAUGAGGACGGUGCGCAGCUGCUCCAUUUUCUUUCUUCUAUUCUUUGUUCCAGCGUGCCAGUCGGCUCACGGCCGUUACGCUCAGAAGCUUCUAAGCGACUUGUUUUCCAACUACACCAACGCCUUGCGGCCGGUGGAGGACACGGACCACGUCAUCAACGUGACGCUGCAGGUCACACUCUCGCAGAUCAUCGACAUGGAUGAGAGGAACCAGAUUCUCACCACCUACCUGUGGGUCCGCCAGGUGUGGAUGGAUGCCUUCCUCACCUGGAAGAAGGAUGACUAUGACGGCCUGGACACCAUCCGUAUACCGAGCAGCUAUGUGUGGCGGCCCGACAUCGUCCUGUACAACAGCGCAGAUGACGAGUUCUCCAGCUCCAUGGAGACCAACGUGGUCCUCCGAAACGACGGGCAGGUCAUGUGGGACCAGCCAGCCAUAACCAAGAGCUCGUGCUCGGUGGAUGUGGCCUUCUUCCCCUUCGACAUGCAGCAGUGUCACCUGACCUUCGGGUCCUGGACUCACAACGGCAACCAGAUGGACUUGUUCAACGCCUUGGAUAGCGCCGACCUAGCGGACUUCAUCCCCAAUGUGGAGUGGGAGAUUCUUGGCAUGCCCGCUAAAAAGAACGUCAUCCUGUAUGGUUGCUGCUCAGAUCCGUACCCGGACAUCACCUUCACCCUUCACCUCAAAAGAAGGGCCUCCUUCUACAUCUUUAACCUCCUCAUUCCCUGCAUGAUGAUCUCCUUCCUGGCUCCCCUGGGCUUCUACCUGCCUGCUGACUCUGGAGAGAAAGUAUCAUUGGGGGUCACGGUCCUACUGGCCCUCACCGUCUUUCAGCUGCUGGUGGCUGAAAGUAUGCCUCCCUCGGAGAGCGUCCCGCUGAUUGGAAAGUACUACAUCGCCACCAUGACGAUGGUUACCGCAUCCACAGCGCUCACCAUCUUCAUCAUGAACGUUCACCACUGUGGCCCAGAAGCACGGCCGGUCCCAGCUUGGGCCGAGCGCUUCAUCCUCAAAUACCUGGCACGCAUCUGUUUUGUCUACGAGGUUGGAGACAACUGCUUCACCGGGGCAUGUUCCCGGAAGCAGCCGCUGUCGGGGGAGGAAUCGGACGAGCACUCCACCAGUGAUAAUAACUGCAAUGGAAAGGCGUGGGGGCGGGCCCAGGCAUAUGAUGUGGGGACAUCUCUCAAGCAAGGACAGGAACUACCAGAUAAGACGGAUUGGAAUGAGGAUCUGUUUGUCACCGUCGACCACUCGGAAGGGGGCGGAGCUGCUGGGAAAAGUGACGGGCGGGGGGAGGAGUCAAAGAGCACCUGUGAAGGAGAUGCGUUGGUUGAGAAGAAGAAAGUAAUGGGAGAUGAAGAUGGAGUUGUGUGCGCGGAGAACCGGAAGGAGAUAGUACUGAGAAACCAGUGUACAUGCCAACAUGAAGGAUUGCACAAGAACAUCGAGUACAUCGCAAGUUCCUACCAGGACCAGAGAGCCGCCCAACUUCGCAUUGGAGAAUGGAGGAAGGUCGCUAAGGUUAUGGAUCGCUUCUUCAUGUGGCUCUUUUUCAUCAUGGUCUUUUUCAUGAGCAUCCUCAUCCUGGGAAAAGCCAUCUGAGGGGAGCCACUUAAAGUCAUUUUAUCCUCAAGUGAACUGACACUCACCACAGAGCCACUUCUCCAUCGCGCCACUCGCCAUCUCUGCUUUGUCACAAGUUCUGCUGCAAAGAGGAUUUCAAGCAAAUGAUUUUGUUUUAAACUUUAGCAAAAUUGAUCAUCUGUCUUUGCAUCCAUUGUUGACUUAACUCAAUAAAAUGUCUUCAUACUUA